UGUGAAAAACGCGUGGCUCACCUUGUCCAGAUUUGGCAUGUACCAGCAUGUGGUGGCCUGUGGUGGCUGCGUUUUUUUUUUUUUGGCUUUGCCAUGAUGGCCCAUCUGCCAGUUGGCGGUGUGUGUUCCUUCCACAGAAUUUGAGUAGUGCUACUUCUUGUGCCUACGCUGAUAUGUUCCGCCAGCGCACGUCCACCUACGGACUCGGAAUAUGAACAGGUCCUCGGAUGUGCCUUUGCUGAUUCGACCACGAGUCUGCCUCGUGACAGUGCCAGUUAUUCACAAAUGAUUGUGAACGGCACGGGAGUCAAUCAGCCCACCGUCUGCCAGAAAAUGGUUGGACAGUGGCAGGUAGCCGGUAAUUUCAUUCAGCGUUAGUUGGUAUCAGAAUUCGAAUUUUCUACAUGACGGGCGUUGUUGAAUCUAUCUAUGGAUGCCGGCCAGCACAGCCUUUCAUGGGGAAACAUAUAUGCUCUCGAGUCUUUGCCUUUUUACAAGUGGCACGACCCGAGAUCAUGACCAUACCUAUGGACACAGCUGCUUUGUUAGGUUUAUUUCUCGAUACCUUGCUGUAUGGCGUGUUCUUCACUUUAUACUGUUUCACGUUAAUCAUCCUGCUCAAGAAGACCGGCAUUAAACGACAACUCCUUCUCCCAGUAGCAACCUUGCUGCUCUGCAUUGCAACGGCCCAUUUAAUCAUUGAUUUUGUUCGAGCAUUAGAUGCAUUCAUAUUCAAGGUGGAUACGAUUGGUGCAAGCGACUACUAUUCCAACUUUUCUUCACCAUUAUUUGUUGCAUCAACGGCACUUUUGAUCACCCAAACCAUUCUCGCCGAUGCGAUAGUUGUUUGGCGAUGUUAUAUGCUCAAUGACAGAAGUUUGUUCGUUGCCAUUCCUGGCUGUAUCAUGCUCUUAGCUAGCAUGGCCACCGGAUACUAUGGUAUCGGGUCCCUUUCUCUGGCCCAUCCGCUUUCUAAUGUCACCCCCGCUGAUUAUGGGUGUAUCGCCACAUUCGAUGCAUUAACCAUGGUUCUCAGUGUUGCCAGUACCAGUUUGAAUGCUUGGCGCAUCUAUCGUACUCGCUCUUUCAUGCCAGAGGGGUCUGCCGUUUUUCUACCCGUUUUUGUCGUCAUCAUCGAGAGCGGCGCUUUUUAUUCCACGAGUAUCUUUGUGCUUCUUUUAACAUUCUUCAUUGGAUCCAACGGCCAAUAUACCAUGCUGGACAUAAUCACUCCCAUUGUAGGGAUCACAUUCUGCCUCAUCAUUCUGCAAGUACACUUCAAUGUGGGCGGCAACUUGCCGGCCGAAAACCCAAUGAAGCCAGGCGUACUGUCACAAGCCUUCCGGGAGAGCGAGGUGUAGGGGAGGGAUUCAACAUGGAACCAGUAAUUGUGCACGUCACGGAGGAACCGGCUUUCUCUGAAUAAUACCUUAGAAUUUGAGGACGGUGUUCAGUUUAUAGCCCCUUCGAUCUAUUGAUGAGUCUCUGAAAUUAUCGUAAACCGAACCCGUCAAUAUAGUACAUAGUUCGUUUGGUUUAACUUUCGUUCAAACUUAAUUACCAUGUUAGGAAACACCGUCUAUGAGAUACAUUUACUGCGCUUUUUCUUGUUUUUUUUUGAUAUCAAUUA
This is a messenger RNA of Suillus bovinus, 1630 nucleotides long. RefSeq lists its product as uncharacterized. The coding region runs from base 405 to 1361 and encodes 318 amino acids. Lineage: Eukaryota; Fungi; Basidiomycota; Agaricomycetes; Boletales; Suillaceae. The record is from RefSeq and is a predicted model, not a curated record. The transcript has 8 exons.